Molecule: messenger RNA, 495 nt
Organism: Trichosporon asahii var. asahii CBS 2479
Lineage: Eukaryota; Fungi; Basidiomycota; Tremellomycetes; Trichosporonales; Trichosporonaceae
Exons: 2
Coding region: 1-495 (164 amino acids)
Biological process (GO): post-Golgi vesicle-mediated transport; small GTPase-mediated signal transduction
Cellular component (GO): cytosol; membrane
Molecular function (GO): zinc ion binding; guanyl-nucleotide exchange factor activity
Source: RefSeq, a predicted model, not a curated record
AUGGAGGGAUACUCCCAGGCCGACAUUCUCGCCGCUCUGCAGCGCCAGAGCGCCGCCCCGCCCCCGCCUGCCAAGCAGUAUAAGGAUCUCGACCAGACGGACCUCCACGACGGAUCGGAGAACAAGGUCAACACGCGGAAACUGUACUGCCCCCGCGAGGGGUGCCGCGCCGUCAUCGUGCAGCCGGGGACGUGCGAGCUGAUCGAGGCAAAGCCUGACCUGCUUCCCCGCGAGGACGGAUCGCCCUUCGCCCCCACCGAGGGCGCCUACUGGGUAGUGCGCGGCGGACCCAUGGCCUUUGACAACAUUGGCUACUCGCGCGCAGCCCCCGAGCCCUUGCACCCCGACACGCCGGGUAACAGCGACGGGGCCAAGCACAAGUUUCUCAUUUGUGCCGAGUGCGAUCUUGGGCCCCUGGGGUGGGCGUACGACGCUCCAGGAGGAAAGGGCGAGAGCUACCUUGCGGCGGACCGGUUGAAGUACUCCCACCCGUAA